CCAACCUUCCUCUGUUCCACUUUUCACACACUCCAUCAUUUUCCCUCAUUUUCUUCCAUUUUCCCGUGAUGGCCGUUGCGGCAUUCAAGUCCUCUUCCAGAAGAGGAGGAAACCACUCUUCCACCACCGCACCCGCCGCCGCCACGUCAUCAUCUUCCGCCACCAGAUCCUCCACCACCACCACCGCCAACAACAGAGCUCCGGCUCGGAGGUCGAGGAGCGUCAGCGCGUUCGCGCGGAGUACCAGCUCCGAUGACGUUGCCACUGAGUUUCUCAACAAGAGGAACAACCCUCUCUUCGACGAAACCGUUCUCGAAACUUCAACGCCGGCUCAGGCUGCAUCCAGCGGCGGUGACAGGGGGCGUUCUGUGGCCCGAAACUCCGAACCGGGUCGGAGUCUCUCCCGGGUUGACACCGGUCGCCGGACGCGUUCCGCUUCGCAGUGUCCGGUUUCGCGGCGGAACUUGAGUUAUUCCACUUCCGAGAGUGAAGCGGAAAGUAAAGGUGAGAGUGUUAUCAAAUUUGGAGGGAGUAGUAGAAGAAGUGGUUUGGUUGGAAGAAGUGAUUAUGGUGUGACAGAUAGGGUGAAAGAUCUGAACACUUGGACUAGUCUGCAUUCGUCUGAUGAAGUCUCUGAUUCUUUUACUGGAACAUUGUCUGACUUGCAAAACCAAAGCUGUGAUGAUGUGGUUUCAACGGCUAGCUCUGGAUUUGGUUCUGAUGAGAAAACUAUCAAAGCAGUUUAUGAACAGAUGAAGUCAGUACAAACAGAUCACCCAGAAGCUGGUGAUAUAUAUGAAACAGUUCGCACUGAAGUGAGGCGUGCUAUUUCUGAGAUUCGGAUUGACCUAGAAAGUGCUAUCCAAGGGAGUAAUGCUACAGCUAUUGCUGUUACCAACGUGGCUAAUAUAUCUCCAGGCUUGGUGAACCCUGGUAAAGUUGAAUUGAUUUUGGAGACUAGAAGAGAAUAUGCCAAAAAGCUUGAAGAGUCCCGGGAGCGUGCUAGAAAUAUUAGAGCAGAUCUAGCUGUUGAAGAACAUCGUGGACAAGAACUGGAUAGAAUCUUGAAAGAAGUUCUUCUAUGUCCCAUGACCCCUAAUGUGCAAAAGCCUCGUCCAGCAAGAAAAUCUAGCAUUGAAAGAAGGAAGAUGUCAAAGCGUCUCGAGGAAGAUGCCAAGGCUUAUUUUGAUGAGUGUGUAUCACUUUCGACAUUUGAUAGUUCUGACUUUUCAUCCCAAGAGGACCCUCCACUCAAUUUGGUUGGUCCACCUAUUCCAUCUGGUAGCCAUGCUUGUUUAGCCCAGGAAUCAGGCACCCGCGAACAAUCCCUGAAUUUAAAUUAUGAGAUUUCUCAACCACCUUCCAGCAGAAAUACUGUGGAAGCUAUUCACGGUCAUGUCAGUUCAAUCACUGGCAGCAGAGACACAGGUUGCAAUCCCUGCUUCUCCUUUGCACAGAAGUCAUCUGAAACCUCUACCCUUCAACAAUACAUUAAAAAGUUCGAAAAAAGUAUUACGAAGUUGCCAACUAUGAAAUCAAAUUGUUCUGAUCUAAAUGACUAUAGUUUGCAAUCAUCAGCUGAGAGCUUGUUGAUUGAUAGGGUACUACUGAAAAAUAGAAUAGAGUCUGGUAGUUUGUUACUCUGUAGUGGUGGUAACAAAUUGUCAUCUAAAUCUUUUGGGAUUGGGAUUUGACUUGGAAGAGUGGAUUAUUUAACUUUUGUCUGUGCCUUGUAAUUUUUGCCAUUGUCCUUUUCACAAGUGAAUAUAUUUCCAAAUGUAAAUGUGAGUUGACUGAUUGUACAUUAAACGAAACUGAAUGAAAUAUAACGGAAUGAGAUGAAUUUCAAUAAA
Lotus japonicus is the source of this 1853-nucleotide messenger RNA. RefSeq lists its product as uncharacterized. The transcript has 8 exons. The coding region runs from base 69 to 1694 and encodes 541 amino acids. The record is from RefSeq and is a predicted model, not a curated record. NCBI's taxonomy places the organism in Eukaryota, Viridiplantae, Streptophyta, Magnoliopsida, Fabales, Fabaceae.